GUAACCGGAUCAGUAGUUCUCACUUUCAUAGACCAAAAUUUGCUUGUUUUUUGUAAGAACAGCCGAACCGAAAUUCGGUGCUUCGGUCGGAGUGCCGGUUUGGAGACGAACCAUUGCCUCUUGGGGUUCGUUGAUCCGUUAUCCCGCCAUACUCUUUUUCUCCUCACCACUUUCAAUAAUUUUCGCUGUUCUUGAUCCCAUCCCAGCUUCAUCCUCCUUCGUCCCGCUCAUUUUGGUUCCAAUAAUGAGCAACCGGCGUAGACUGCACGAUCCACCGGUCACCAUAGCAGCAAAACCCGUGGUCUCGCAGUCCUCGGAUAGCUCGUCGCAGGAAAAAGUCGCUAUCCCAAGAAUCCACAAAGAUAGCUCAGAGAUCCGGCGUCGCAAUGCAAAUGCCUGUGAGAACUGCAGGAACCGCAAGGUCAAAUGCGAUGGAUAUGGCCUGGUUUGCAAUAACUGCUUGCAGUUCAAUCUGCCUUGCGUCCACGUUGAAUCAAAACGAGAAAGAGACCAGAAGAAGAUCAUGGACAUGUCCAAGAAGAUCAAGGGCUAUGAAACCUUGCUGAACGAGGCUGUACUAGAAGUUGGUGAUGAAACAGCAAGCCGGAUAAGAGAUGCUUUGUCUGCAUCAAAGCCUCUCUCUCUGCAGGAACAGACAAAAAGAGACGCGGAAAUAGUGGUUGAAUCAUUGUCCGAGCACCUUUUUGCUGGAGAAGACGAAGACCGCAGCGCUCGAACCGAGCCGACAGACCUCUUUAGCAGAGGCAAUAGGGACACGGAUAUGACAUACGAUACCAGCGCAGACAAUGCAUCCGAAAUGCCAUCUAGCGAUAUGCCUACGAACAAUCAAAAACUCGAAUCACCUCUCGGUAUUGCGAAUUGCCACUUGAGCGAUCCAACCGGGCCAGUGUUGAAUUCCACAAACACUUAUCCGUUAGCCAGCUCCUCUGCUUCGAACGCCCUUGAGAAGUCAGACAACUCCGUGUUUUCCAAUGGUAGGUUUGAGGAAGCUUGGUCUCGGGUUAGCAGUUCUGUUCAAAACUAUCUAGAACUGUCCGGCCCGCAGCAGGUGCCAGGCCCGUUGCCGAUGUGUUCCCCGAAGGAUCUACCACCGGAGGAAGACACCAGGGCAGGAGCAACUGCUUUCUUUAGCAAUACAUCAGCCUUGUUUUAUGUCAUGACUCCCGAGGAGUUCGAUGAUCUCCUCCAGCGGGUAUAUCGAUCUGAAUCACCGGUGGAUGUGGUGACCUUGUGUGAAAUGUGUUCGCUUGCUUCGGUGGGGAGUCAGUACCUGCCAGAGCAGCCACUUGAAGAUGUGAAAAAGACGCUUUUUUCCACUGCAAUAGUGCACCUGGACCAAUGUAUCAAGGUUGAUCCUGUCCGAGCUUUGCGUAUCUUGGUCUGUUUAUCUGCAUAUCACAUCAUUGAGCAUCAUAAUGUCGCGCAUGCUUCGAUAGUCUCCGGACUCGGUCUCGCUCGGAAACUGGGUUCCCAGAUCGCCAAACAUUCCGAUCAGUCUCUUAUUAUUAGGAAGACUUACAGGACACUGAUUUUCAUGGAAUGUUGGCUAUCUACAUCACUUGGUUAUCCUCCAGCACUCGGGGAUACAGAGCAUACUGUGAGUAAGGCCGAUGACGCUUGGUUUCUAUCAACUUACAGUCACUUCAUCCAGUUUAUCAAUGAAUCUAUAAAAUGCGAGCUGGAACUUUCAAAUGGGGAUCUUGCGGUGCAAGAACAAGCUGGGCUUGUUGCAUUGCUCAAAUCUGAUAUCCUCAAGGGGUUGUAUAGCUCUACAUCAUCUGAAAAUGAAAUUGAAGUUCAUGUGGGUAAGCUUGAAGGCUGGUAUUCUACACUGCCGCAGGAGAUGCGCUUAUUAGCGCUGCUGUCGAACGAGGCUACACCACUACCUCUUGCACAGCAGAGGGGCCUACUAUUCCUUCACCUUAUAUAUUUGGGGGCAAUUAUGCUUCUCUACCGCCGUACAUUGUCCAUGGCAUUUGCAAACCAGCUUCAAAGUCCUACUACCAUGCACAGCUUUCCUGAAGGAGUCUCGGAUUAUUAUGAUCGAGCAGUCAUGGCAGCGCAUCAGGUAGCGCGGAUCUUCCUGCUAAUUGAUUACGAGAAAAAUGUAUAUCGUAGAUGUUGGCUAUGCAUAUCCGAAAUCUAUUCCGCAAGCACAAUACUUCUUUUCUCCGCGUCGUACAAAAUUCUCUACAACCAUGCAGGAGCUGAAGAUGACCUAGAGCAUGCAGAAAGUCUAGUCAAUAUGCUGAAAUGCGCCAGCUCAGUUGACUAUGUUGCGAAGAAUUUGGCCGAUCUUCUCGGUCCUAUCCUUUAUGAAACUCACUAUCUCUACAAUUAUUCACAAAGAGAGAAAUCCGACUCUUACAAACACUCAUGGUUUGAAGAGAGCUGCCGGUCUAAUACGCUAAAGUCGCUCAAUCUUCUUUUUGAAGUCUUUGGAGAAGAUCGAAAAGUUCAUCUUGAGAAUAUUCGAGAGCCAGGGGAGAAGCUACCAACUUGGUGGGAAUAAGUGACAUGCAGCUUUGGGACCAAUUGAACAAGUUCUAUAUUAAAGUCCAGUUGAAAUAGCAGUCAACAUGAGCUGCUAAAUCUUCCUAUUCGACUAUUUCAAGACGACGGUCUGAGAUACUGGAUUGGGUAAGGUAUCAUUUCCCCAGUCCUGCCAUUUCGCCAUGUGAAACAGAGGGGCAUGUCGAUCUUCGGUUUUAACAGGAUCUCGCCCCUAUGAUUAUCUAUCUUAUUUCUUGGGAUUGAUAGAUAGA
This is a messenger RNA of Aspergillus wentii DTO 134E9, 2786 nucleotides long. RefSeq lists its product as uncharacterized. The record is from RefSeq and is a predicted model, not a curated record. The transcript has 5 exons. Lineage: Eukaryota; Fungi; Ascomycota; Eurotiomycetes; Eurotiales; Aspergillaceae. The coding region runs from base 245 to 2533 and encodes 762 amino acids. Gene Ontology annotation, biological process: regulation of DNA-templated transcription. Gene Ontology annotation, molecular function: zinc ion binding; DNA-binding transcription factor activity, RNA polymerase II-specific.